This is a messenger RNA of Lachnellula hyalina, 1143 nucleotides long. It is a transcript of the gene fsr6, whose product is annotated as Fusarubin cluster-specific transcription factor. Lineage: Eukaryota; Fungi; Ascomycota; Leotiomycetes; Helotiales; Lachnaceae. The transcript is spliced from 2 exons. The record is from RefSeq and is a predicted model, not a curated record. Gene Ontology annotation, biological process: regulation of DNA-templated transcription; aflatoxin biosynthetic process. Bases 1 to 1143 code for a protein of 380 amino acids. Gene Ontology annotation, molecular function: DNA-binding transcription factor activity, RNA polymerase II-specific; zinc ion binding; DNA binding. Gene Ontology annotation, cellular component: nucleus.
AUGCCUGCAACUUCAACCCUCAUCGCGGACCUAAACCACACACCCAAAGUCCCAAAGCUACGAUCCUCUUGUGAGGAAUGCGGAAACGCCAAGGUCAGGUGCAAUCCGAGUGGUCAGCCUGAGUGUAGUCGCUGUAUUGCGCUCGGCCUGAUCUGUGUCUAUGGGAUAUCGCGCAAGUUUGGCAAGCCACCGCGCAAGAGGGGGCCUGACCUUGAUAUAAGCAACAGCUUUUUAUGCAAAAAGCGUGCGACUUGGACUGCCGGAAGCUGUGAGAAUCUUACAAUCGGGGGAUCUGAGCAGUCUCGGGAUGUCAACAGAUCUGCGCAGUUCAGUUCCGCGAGCUCAGUGUCCAACAACCCUCCAGUGCCUUCCAGUAUCCACGCUCCGUCAAGCAUCUAUCAACAGGAACAUUCCGGUCCACCGUUUAUGACUUCGUUCUCGGUCGAUGAAUGGCCUCAGCUGGAUAUCUGGGGCAGUCUAGAUAUUCCACCCCUCUCAACCUCCGCUCUGGAACCUGCCACCAAUUUGAGCAGGAGCUUUGAUACUCCCAAUUCCCACAGCUGCCCCAGGGGUUCGUACGAGCUCUUCCGAGACUUGAUAUGUCCAGGGCCUUUCCUUCACGCCCCCGAAGUAAGCUCAGAUACGGUCUCUGCACAACUGGACCAAGUGCUCAUUUUUAACAGAGAUGCGAUCGACCGUCUCAACCGGCUUUUGGAGUGUCCAUGUGCUAAAUCGGGCCAUCGAGUCAUGGUCCAUGCAUCCAUUAUUUCUCGCAUUCUCAUUUGGUAUCAGCAGGCGGCUGGGUCGACCGGCUGCAAUGCAAUGGCAGCUUCAUCACCAUCGGGUAGUGCGUCAUCAUCCUCAUCUCCGCCAUCUGGGGCGACGACUGAUACCGAUACGGCAAGCUCGCCCAUGCUAGUUCAAUCCACCGGGUUUGCCGUAGCACAGGUGCCUGUCUCAAUGGGUACCUUCAACAUCGAGGACCAAAACUUGCAAGCUAUCAUCAGAAAUCAAUUAGUGUUAAGCGAGCUCAAAAAGACAGCUGAUUUGAUUGACCGCUUUACAUCCCACAACUAUGACGAGUCAUCUGGCCAAGGUGUGACUAGUCUGUAUUCGCAUUUAGGGAAAAAGGAUAUAACUUAA